AUGGGGAGAUUUGACAGCACGCCCGAGAAGAAAGUCCAUGGUGCCACCAUCCGGGCCGCUCACAUCGAGUAUGAGACCAAGACGCGCUGUUAUGGUCACGUCGACUGCCCUGAGUACGCUGAUCACAUCAAGAACAUAAUCAGCGGUGAAGUGCAGAUGGACGGCGCCAUCCUGGUCGUGUCAGCCACGGGCAAGCGGCUCAAGCAGGUGGAGACGAAAGUGCGCGAGCUGCUGCGUACGUACGACUACCCGGGCAAUGACGUGCCGAUUAUCAAGAGCUCGGCGCACCAGGCGCUGGACGCGUACAUCACGGAGCCAGAGCAAGCAGUGACUGGGCCGUUCUUGGUGCCAGUGGAAGAAACAUUCCCAACUGCUGAUCGUGGCCACCAUGCCACGGGCCGUGUGGAGCGCGGUGUGAUCCGGAUCGGCGACAAAGUAGAGAUCGUGGGUAUGAGUGGGACGGCCAGGACGGUGUGUAUGGGCGUUGAGAUGUUCCGCAAGUCGUUAGACAUGGGACAGGCAGUGCACGGAUUUCAAAGCGGAAGUGUACGUGCUGAACGUGGAUGA
Molecule: messenger RNA, 567 nt
Organism: Aspergillus bombycis
Lineage: Eukaryota; Fungi; Ascomycota; Eurotiomycetes; Eurotiales; Aspergillaceae
Exons: 2
Coding region: 1-567 (188 amino acids)
Biological process (GO): translational elongation
Cellular component (GO): cytosol
Molecular function (GO): GTP binding; GTPase activity; translation elongation factor activity
Source: RefSeq, a predicted model, not a curated record